GGGGAAUUCAGUAAGCUACCUUUAGCAAUUGCUCUUCAGAAAAACUCUCCUCUUAAAGAACCAUUCAAUAAGGUACUGAAUGAAAUGCUUACCCAACGCAGAUUGGCAAAUCUGAAAGAAAAAUGGUGGGAAGAAAACCCGGCUCGUAUAACGUGCAAAUCCCAGGAUUCCUUCACUGAUGAAAGGACCUACCUCACUAAUAUUGGAGGAGUUUACUCUUUGAUCAUUAUGGGGUUGUUGCUUGCUUUUUUCACCUUAGUAUUUGAGUACUACAACCCCAAGGAUUACAGAUCCCAGGCACCAUCAAGUAACUCUAGCAAAGGACCUCAUUCAAGCUCAUUGCCUUUCCAGAGCUGCCGCACAGAAAAUGUUCGAUAUAAGUGAAGCCACGGAAGCCAAAGUUACAAUCGUUGUUGCUAAGUGGCUUCAACAAGCCAAAACCAGAUGUGAAAGAAGAAUUUUUUCAGAGGGAAAAAACCUGCCACUGUGGACAAUGGGGAAGAGGUUCCACUCAGUGGGGAUGAAGAUCCAAAAAUAAAUUAUGAAUCUAAAAAGUGAUACAUUUGAAAAUAAAUGUAAAUGUAAAAUUUUAGCGUGCUUGGACUGUAGUCUAGGGAUCGUCACC
Messenger RNA from Macrosteles quadrilineatus (aster leafhopper), 625 nucleotides. RefSeq names its product ionotropic receptor 25a-like. The record is from RefSeq and is a predicted model, not a curated record. Bases 85 to 384 code for a protein of 99 amino acids. NCBI's taxonomy places the organism in Eukaryota, Metazoa, Arthropoda, Insecta, Hemiptera, Cicadellidae. The transcript is spliced from 5 exons.